CAGGGCUCAGACACACUUCAGCUGAAGGAAGAUGGACUCUGGAAAAGUGAUAGAGGUGGCCGCUUUGGGCAGACCAUUCAGCCUUGGGAUGCUGUAUGACUGCCGCCAGGACACAGUCAUUCCUGGAUUAACACUGUGGGACUGUGAUGACUUGGAAAAAGACAAAAGAGAAAACCCAAAACCAAACAGCGACUUUGAGAUAGUUGCUUCUGAAUCAAUUGAUGACAAAUCUUCAGCCCUGGAUGUUGAAGCAUCUUUAAAAGCAAGUUUCUUAGGCGGACUGGUUAAAGUUGAAGGAUCAGCCAAAUACCUCAAUGAUCAGAUGACAUCCAAAAAUCAAGCCAGAGUCACACUGAAAUACAAAACCACCACAAAGUUCCAAGAGCUGUCAAUGAAUCAUCUGGGAAGAGGAAACGUGAAGCAUCCAUAUGUUUUUGAGAAUAAAAUAGCAACACAUGUGGUGACCGGCAUUCUUUAUGGAGCUCAAGCAUUUUUUGUCUUUGAGCAAGAAAGAUCUGAGAAAGAAAGUAAUCAAGACAUUCGGGGCAACUUGAAAGUGUUGAUUGAGAAGAUUCCAUGCCUAUCCAUUGAAGGUGCAGGUUCCUUAAAACUGGAAGAUAAGGACACUGAAAAAAUUAAGAAAUUCUCUUGCAAAUUCCACGGAGACUUCCUGCUUGAGAAGACUCCAACAACCUUUCAGGAUGCAGUAGAAGUCUACCAAAGCCUGCCCAGGCUGCUGGGAACCAAAGGAGAGAAUGCUGUACCAAUCAAGGUCUGGUUGCUGCCUCUGACAAACCUAGAUUCAGCUGCAGCUAAACUUGUUCGUGAAAUAAGCAUAGGAUUAGUUCAAGAAGUGCAAAGUGUCCUGGAGGAGCUAAGUGAGCUGGAUAUUAGGUGCAAUGACGCAAUGAGAAACAUCACAACUCAGCAGUUUCCGCAAAUUGGUAAAAAAGUUAAAAGUUUUAAAAACAUGUGCUCAGAGUUCAGGCUUGGAUUUCAACAAACAUUAGCAAAGAAACUUCCAUCAAUCCGAGGAGGUGGAGAAGAAGAGUCUGAGCUUGCAGAUAUCUUGAAGAAGAGGCAUUCCUCACCUUUCAACAGCAAAAACCUAAACGAAUGGAUGGACUGCAAAGAGAGGGAAAUAUAUGUCCUGAAAUCUUUCACCAGGAUGAUGAAAAACACCAAAAUCGUUCCGUCUCAAAACAGCCUUCAUGAGGAUAUUCUCAGUGCAGAACAUGCCUUGUGUUUUGUCUUCACCUCACUGGAACGUGAUGAGCCAUUCCUCUUUGCUUUGUCCAACUACCUCAAAGAAGGAACCAAGACUGAUGAUGCACACAUUUAUGAUGUUGAGAAGGAACAGUGGUACCUGUCAAACACCCUGGCAGAUGAGAUGAGAACAAAGGUGAAACUCUUCAGUGAUUUUGCAGAGGCCAACAAUGACAAUAAGAGCACAACAUUCCUGACAGUGGGUUUAACGGAUGAAAAUCAUGAAGGUUCAACCAUCUACCUCUAUAAAGAUGGAUUUUCUGUCAGUAAGAACUUUGAGCCUCCAUCCAAGCCUAAACGUGUGACAGCAGCUGACAUAAACCACACCAGUGUGAUCCUGAACAUUUCCCCUCCAUCAUUUGGAGCAGAGAACGUGACCUCCUACUCUGUUGAGUACUGUGUCUGUGGAGAAGAUGAGUGGAAGCAAACGAUAGAACCAAAGUCUGCUGAAAUCACGGUGAGCCACCUGAAGCCAAACACUGAGUAUCUGUUCAGGUGCAGAGCAGUGGCCUCAGCAGGCGUUGGACCAGCCAAUGAAAUCAAUGAUCCCAUUAAAACGUUACCCUGCAGUCCUCCUGGAGAGUGUCAAGUUGAACCAAACUCAUCUGAGAUUUCCCUUAGUUGGGAGAAACCUGCUGAGCUCGGACCAGAUGUUCAAAUACUGAGCUACAUUGUUGAAUAUGCAAGCACAGCCAACAGUUCAGAUGUAGAAGGUCUCCUUUGGAACCAAACAAGGUCAAGAGGUGAAAAGGCCAUAAUUUCAGGUCUUCACUCAGAGACACAGUAUGCGGUCAGGGUCAGAUGUGACUGUGGUGGAGCCGGCAGAAGCAAGGAAAGCAAGAUUGUUACAGUUUGGACAACAAAGCGGGAAUUUGGACGGCUUGCUGAAUAUCUGAAAGUCAUUAGCAAGAAAACAAACUCAAGUUUUCCAUCAGUUUAUGAAUUACAAUUGAGGGAGGAUGAAAUGGACAUAGAUGGCUGCAGAAGGUUUACAUUUGGUAAAGAAAGUCUAAGGUCCAACCGUACCAUCAUGCUGCUUGGAGCAACUGGAUCAGGGAAGUCCACUCUUAUCAAUGGAAUGAUCAACUACAUGGUUGGUGUAGAGUGGAACGACAGUUUCAGAUUUAAAUUAAUCAAUGAAGAUUCAUCAAGAUCCCAAGCUCACAGUCAGACCUCAGAAGUCACCGUGUAUGAAAUCUACCACCAGGAUGGGUUUAAAAUCCCUUACUCCCUGACAGUUAUAGAUACUCCAGGCUUUGGAGAUACCAAGGGAGUUACGAGAGAUCAGGAGAUCACAGAGCAAAUCCGAAGGAUCUUUACCUCUGCUGACGGCGUCACAGAGAUUGAUGCUGUGUGCUUUGUGACUCAGGCCUCUCUGGCACGUCUGACAGCAACACAGAAAUACGUGUUUGACUCGGUUCUUUCCAUCUUUGGUAAAGACGUGGCAGAGAACAUUAUCAUGCUGGUCACUUUUGCAGAUGGAAAGCAGCCACCAGUUCUUGAAGCAAUAAACGUCUCUGGGGUCCCAUGUCCCAAAAAUGACUUAGGAUUUCCAGUUCAUUUCAAGUUUAACAACUCUGCCCUUUUUGCACAUGAUAAAUGCCAAGAGAACAGUAGUUGUGUUGAGGAAUAUGCCGAAGAUGAAGAUGAAAGCUUUGAUGAAAUGUUUUGGAAGAUGGGGUUCAAAAGCAUGGAGAAGUUCUUCACUGCUUUGGGAAAUAUGACAUCUAAAAGCCUGGUGAUGACCAAGGAGGUUUUAAAAGAACGAAAGCAACUUGAGACGGCCAUUGAAGGUUUGCAACCACAAGUCAGAGCUGGAUUAGCAAAACUUGAAGAAAUUAAGACAACCAAAGAAAAGAUCAAGGAGCAUGAAGCUAUCAUAACCUCAAACGAGAACUUUGAGAUCGAAGUGGAUGUUAUCAAGCCAGUCCAGAAACAGCUCAAUGAGAAGGGAGUGUACAUUACCAACUGCCAGAAGUGUUCGAUAACAUGCCACUACCCGUGUGCGAUAGCAGCGGACAAUGAGAAAAAAGGCUGUGCAUCAAUGGAUAACAAUGGGAUGUGCACCGUUUGUCCUGGAAAAUGCAUUUGGAGCGUGCAUUUCAAUCAAAGAUACAAGUGGGAGUACGUUCAGGUGAGGGAGAAGAAGACGGUUCAAGAACUGAAAAGCAAGUACGAAAAAGCCGCCAAAGAAAAGCUGACCACCGAGCAACUGAUUGAGAGGCAAGAGGAGGAGAUCGCUCACCUGCAAGACAUGAUGCUUUCGCUUGUGGAUCAGUCAGCCAACUGCAUCACUCGUCUUCAAGAGAUCGCCCUAAGGCCAAACCCUCUGGCUGCUCCCGACUACAUCGAUAUGAUGAUCAAAGGAGAGGAGGCAGAGGCCAAACAGGGUUAUCAGGCGAGGAUCAAGUCUUUGGAGCAAAUUAAGGAGAAGGCCCAACUCAUCUCCAAAGUGUCUCGACGGGACAAUUUAACAAAAACACCAGAGCAGCUUUCUGCAGAGAGACAGAAAACGAAAGAAAGUAAAGGCAUCAUGCAGAAAUUUGCCAAUUUCUUUGGCUAUUCAGGCUGAGUUCAGCAGGUCUCUGGUUGGGAGGUUUUUCCAAGAAAUCAUUUGGAGAAGAAAUGUUCCGAAAGCAGAAUUGUGUUUUGGCACUUGUUCAAUUAUGCUUCAGUCAUGAAGCUUUUUGAGUUCAUCAUGUUAAUAAAUGAACUAGAUAAACAUUCAGGUAUUUAUAAUCAGCAAUGUAAAAACACACACAAACUGUAAUCUGAUGAUUCUAAUGAUUCAAGCCAAUGAAAUGCUGCACAAUCCUGAUUGAGGACUUUCGGUAGUUGGGUGAGUUAAUGUGUAAAGCUGUUGAGGUCUAUAGGUAGCCUCAGCUUAUUAAAUAUCAGUCUAAUAUUUGUAUUUGCCUUGCCAAGAUUGUUUGGGGUUCAGUUGUUCCUUCUUUUUCUCAAUCAGUAAUUGAUCAGUCCUGAUUCAUGAUAUAAUUUAGUUGGUACUGCUUUCUUGUCAUAGUGCUUAUUCCAUGACCAAUGACCAAAUGUGCUUCUGUUAAUGAAAAAUGAUUCAUUUAGUUUAAAUUACAAUAAUGAGAGUGUUGUGUUUUUGCUAUAAUUUCAUUUUAAAAGUUAAAAAAGGCAGUAAAAUGUUCAUGAUGUGAGAAAAAUUUAAGAGAACGCUGUAUUUCCCUGUGUGCUUAAAUGUUAAACUGAAAUAAAUGUUAUAUUGCAGAAUA
Messenger RNA from Fundulus heteroclitus (mummichog), 4508 nucleotides. RefSeq lists its product as uncharacterized. The record is from RefSeq and is a predicted model, not a curated record. The coding region runs from base 32 to 3838 and encodes 1268 amino acids. The transcript is spliced from 3 exons. NCBI's taxonomy places the organism in Eukaryota, Metazoa, Chordata, Actinopteri, Cyprinodontiformes, Fundulidae. Gene Ontology annotation, molecular function: protein binding; GTP binding.